Molecule: messenger RNA, 3198 nt
Organism: Prorocentrum cordatum
Lineage: Eukaryota; Dinophyceae; Prorocentrales; Prorocentraceae
Source: the annotation of a GenBank genome assembly
AUGCCCACUGCCCCGUGGCUGGUCGGCGCCGUGCUCGCCGCCGUAUGCCCGCUGGGCGCCUGCGAGGUCCGCCGCUUCUCCUGGUCGGCGCCCGCGGAGCACCCGCACCUGCGCCGCCUGUCCGCCAGCGGGUCGACCCCGGACACGCUGAACGUCACCGUGGACAUCGUGAAGCUGGACACCUUUGGCGUGGAGGGGGCGAAGAUGGACGUCAGCUUCCUGAGGGAGGACGGCGCUCGCAUGCGCCUCUACUUCCCGGGCACCGAGGGGAAUCAGGGGCGGAACAUGCCGCAUUGGCUUCAGACGAUCCGCGCGGUCACCCUCGUCGGCCACGCGGAGAGCGAUGCGCUGGCCGCGCAGCAGGAGAGGGACGAGCUCGACAACCUCGAGAUGUCCGCUGGCCUCACGCCGCUCGGGGCAGACGGGAUGGAGGUUUUCGACACCCGGGAGCUCUUCGUGGUAGAGGCCGCCCAGGGCGAGGUGGACUCCGAGGAGUUCGAGGCCGACAAUUCGCGCCGCUUGUCCGACGGCCUUGCGCCGACCGUGCUGGACACCGUGGUGGUCCUCAUCUCGCCCUGCGGUGAAGAGCUGGUGCACUCCACCCCGCACGGCGUGCAGAGCGCUGUAUUCAGCAACGGCGCCGGCUCUGUCAACAGCAUCCUCAAAGAUUGUGCUUCUGUCAGCAGCACCAAGGACAUCUCUGUCAUGGGAGACGUCAUCGGACCCAUCGAGAUCUGCCCGUCGAGCAGAGACAUGUGGACAGUCCAUUGGACGUGCAAUGAACACCUGAAGAACGACCCGAGGUGGACCGGCAACUACUAUAAGGCCAUGGUGCUUCCAGACGAUUGGCUCGGCGACGCGGCGGGCCUGGGCGAGAUCAAGGGAGCCAACACGUGGUACCGCGACAGCGUUACUCAGGGCGCCGCGGUGUUCAUCCACGAGUACGGGCACAACAUCGGGCUCCACCACGCCAACGGUAGGUACAUUUGGUCCGAGUAUUUGGACUGGAGCUCCGCGAUGGGUAAUCCCAUGAAUGGCAGGUGCUUCAACUUCCUGCAGCAGUGGCAGCUCGGCUACUCGGCAUUCAUGGACCAGGAGUACAGCGUGGAGCAGAUAUUGGCUGGCAGCGAGGUCACCCUCACCCUGCCCGAGGUGGGAGUGCACUACCAGAGCGGCGUGAGGCUCAACCUGCCGCCGCCAGCGGACGGCACCCUGAGCUUCGGCGACGAGCCCUACCUGGUGCUGUCCUGGCGCAGCCGCGGCGGCUUCGACAAGCACAUCAGCAGCAGCAGCAGCGCGAACAGGGUCUACGUGCACCAGUGGUCCGGCGACCGGGCGCGGAGCAUGCAGACGCUGGCUCUGCACGCGGCCGAGCGCGGCACCACCACGCUCAUCGAGUACACCGAGCCGCAGGAACUGGCAACCUCGCUCCCGACGGGCAUCAAGAUGACGGUGAUGGGAGAAACGUACGUCUGGCAGAACGAGGAGAUCCAAAUCGUGCUGUGCGCGGCCACCGACACCGACAUCGCAGGCAACCUGAACCCCUGCCUCAGCGCCACUACCACGACCACCCCCCCCCCGCCGCCUCCGCCCCCGCCGCCGCCCAGUACGUGGAGCGCGUCUUUCUCGAACGAAGCGACAUCACAGCAGGUCUCGUGCAGUGGCGUGCUUGUAGGCAUGGAUUGCAGUGGGGAGUAUUGUGGGACCCAGAGGUACAAGUGUAGGUCGGACAUCACGACCUCAGAUGCUGGCGCUAGCACCAUCAUGGUAGAGACGGACACUGGCAACGCAUUCUGCCCUGCUGGCCAGGUUGCGACCCGGGUCACGUGCGUCGGGGACAGCUGCCGUAAGUUCAUGCUUCAUUGCAACGCCCCGACGAACGCCGAGAUUUGGGACUGUGGAUGGACAGGUGGUGGUGCGGGUUGGUUCCCGCCUGCGUUGCACGAGCAUGGAGAGGGUAUUUGCGACGAGGGGCGUGGAGUGAUCAUCGGCAUCUACUGUGGCGCUGCGCAGUGUGGCCGCAAGAUGUUCCUCUGCGCCGACUGGAAGCAUGAGCCGCCAGCACCGACGACGGAGCCGACUGCCACGCCUGAUCCGACUCCGACUGCGACGCCAGCGCCGACGACGGAGCCGAUUGCGACGCCUGAUCCGACGCCGACUGCGACGCCAGCGCCGACGACGGAGCCGACUGCGACGCCUGAUCCGGCUCCGACUGCGACACCAGCGCCGACGACGGAGCCGACUGCGACGCCUUAUCCGACUCCGACUGCGACGCCAGCGCCGACGACGGAGCCGACUGCGACGCCUGAUCCGGCUUCGACUGCGACGCCAGCGCCGACGACGGAGCCGACGGCGACGCCCAAUCCGACUCCGACAUGCAUCCCAGUCUGCGUGUCGCAGGGGCUCGUGUGCGGAGACGACGGCUGCGGUGGCUCGUGCGGCCAGUGCUCGUCGCCAGAGUACUGCGUCAACAGCACUGGUCAGUGCGGCGGGGCGUAUCUGCAAUCCGCGUGGGGCAGCUCGGAGGCCGCGAUCCCAGACGGAAACCUCACUGCCACGGGCCUGUCAUGCAAGGGCGACUACUGCACUUCAGUCAAGCUCACCCUCCUUGGCAUCGUCACGGACGCGACCACUGUGGAGUACUCGGCGUGGUUGUCGGACAACUUGGGCGCGAAGUACGUGUGGAACGAGGGCGAGGAGGCUGGAGGGCAUGUGGCCGAUUGCCCCGAGGACAAGGUGGUGUCGAACAUCGAGUGCCAGGGCAAGUAUUGCGACAACAUCCGCAUGCACUGUGCGACGCCUCUACAAUACGUUGUUGACGUGGCGGCCGUACCCUGGCACUCCGACUGGUUCAGCGAGGAGGAGGGUCGCAUGGACUGCCCAGAGGACUACGCCAUCACUGGCAUCGAGUGCAGGCAGCACGAGGGCUUCUUCUGCCUGACGAACUGCGGCGACUACUGCGACGACAAGCGCAUCAGGUGCAGCGCGAUCAAGCCCGCGGCGGUGGGCAGGGCAGCGAUCGGCAUCCUGCCGUACUCUCAGCUGGCCGAGCGCAUCCAGGACGGCAGCCUCGAGCAGGGCGAGAAGCUGACCGCGCCCAGCCACGAUGCCGUGGUCUCUGCUACACCAGGGCGCGGGCUGGGCGCGGCCAUGGUGGCCCUCGUGGCCCUCCUGGCCGCUGGAGCGGGAGCGCUGUGA